AUGUCCACUCCCCAGCCUGACCUCCAGACGCAGUACAACAACUACAAAAACACCCUACAAAACAUAGCAGCCAAGAUUGGCGACCUUGAGACGGAAUCGGAUGAGCACACACUGGUCAUUCAGACAUUAGAGCCCCUGCCAGAGUCAAGGACCUGCUACAGAAUGAUUAAUGGCACCUUGGCCAAGCAAACCGUCAAGGAUGUCUUGCCAACCCUCAAAACCAACAAAGAAGGCUUGACGAGUGUUAUGGACACCUUGCUCAAGCAGUACAAGACAACGGAAGAUCAAUUCAACAAAUUCCAAAAGGACAACAAGAUCAAAGUGGUGAGGCAAUGA
Protomyces lactucae-debilis is the source of this 336-nucleotide messenger RNA. RefSeq names its product Prefoldin beta-like protein. The coding region runs from base 1 to 336 and encodes 111 amino acids. Lineage: Eukaryota; Fungi; Ascomycota; Taphrinomycetes; Taphrinales; Protomycetaceae. Gene Ontology annotation, molecular function: protein folding chaperone. The transcript is spliced from 2 exons. Gene Ontology annotation, biological process: protein folding. The record is from RefSeq and is a predicted model, not a curated record. Gene Ontology annotation, cellular component: prefoldin complex; cytoplasm.